Messenger RNA from Striga hermonthica, 924 nucleotides. The record is from the annotation of a GenBank genome assembly. Lineage: Eukaryota; Viridiplantae; Streptophyta; Magnoliopsida; Lamiales; Orobanchaceae.
AUGGCGGAGAAGGCAGUAACUAUCAGGACGAGGAAGUUCAUGACUAACCGUCUCCUCUCAAGGAAACAAUUUAUCAUUGACGUAUUGCAUCCAGGAAGGGCGAACGUCUCUAAGGCUGAGUUGAAGGAGAAGUUGGCCAAAAUGUAUGAUGUUAAAGAUUCGAACUCCAUCUUCGUGUUCAAGUUUAGGACUCACUUUGGUGGAGGCAAAUCUACUGGCUUUGGAUUGAUUUAUGAUUCUGUCGAGAGUGCGAAGAAAUUUGAGCCUAAAUACAGACUUAUCAGGAAUGGUCUUGAUACCAAGGUUGAGAAGUCAAGGAAGCAAAUGAAAGAAAGGAAGAACCGAGCCAAGAAAAUCCGUGGUGUUAAGAAGACAAAGGCUGGUGAUGCCGGCAAGAAGAAAGUGAGAUCAGAGCAGCCGACAAUCAUCACAGCACGCUGCGCUUCUCCAUUUGAAACCCUAGCCAUGUCGCUCGUAGCAAAUGAGGAUUUCCAGCACAUUCUGCGUGUGCAGAACACGAACGUGGACGGGAAGCAGAAGAUCAUGUUCGCUCUGACCUCCAUCAAGGGUAUUGGCCGCCGUUUUGCGAACAUCGUCUGCAAGAAGGCCGACGUCGACAUGAACAAGAGGGCCGGUGAACUCUCAGCUGCAGAAAUCGACAGCUUGAUGGUGAUUGUGGCCAACCCUCGUCAAUUCAAAAUCCCAGACUGGUUCCUGAACAGAAAGAAGGAUUACAAGGAUGGGAAAUAUUCUCAGGUUACAUCAAAUGCCCUUGACAUGAAGCUCAGGGAUGACAUUGAGCGCCUCAAGAAGAUCAGGAACCACCGUGGUUUGCGUCACUAUUGGGGCCUCAGAGUGCGUGGACAGCACACCAAGACUACCGGUCGUAGGGGAAAGACUGUUGGUGUCUCCAAAAAGCGAUGA